Messenger RNA from Anopheles coustani, 7065 nucleotides. Its product is annotated as mucin-2-like. The transcript has 11 exons. Lineage: Eukaryota; Metazoa; Arthropoda; Insecta; Diptera; Culicidae. Bases 1 to 7065 code for a protein of 2354 amino acids. The record is from RefSeq and is a predicted model, not a curated record.
AUGGUAGAUCAGGCUCAACGAGGAGCCGUUCGGUUUUCUUCGCGCUCCCAAAAGAACGACCCUGAACCAGAAUCGUUUGAUUCGCCGGUUAAUCUCGACGGAGCACCGCAAACGGUUCAAAAUGAUCGCUUUGUUCGGCGUCGUACAACCACCUCAAUUCCGUUGGUAAAGCAGGAUACUUCAUCGCCAUCUUUCCGGCGCGAGUUAGCGCGGACAGGUCAACCAAGGCCCACCGCUACUCGUAGAAGCUUCACGACCACGGAAGAGGAUGGAGAUCCGCCAAAGGUGCGUAGGGUUGGUCAGCGUGCGAAGCAGCAGAUUCCGUCACGUUCGGAAUCGUCGACCCGAGAUACUUUCGCCAGACGUGUCGACACGGACGUCGUAGACUAUCUUCCCCCUGUUGCCAACGAGGUUGUCACAACAAACACCGAAAAUGUCGCGAUUAACCGGCGCCGGCCGAAGCAGAGACAAUUUCGCGUAGAUACGACAACGAUCGCAUCUCCGAGACCCACCGUGUCGAGGGGUCGUUUGGAGAGGAAGUCCAAUCGCCUGACCGCCGAAACGUCCAAAUUAUCAAACGCAGCUUCGGAGGAUGUAUUGGGAUCCAGCGAACGGCCUGCCGGUCAAAUUAUUUCUCGAGGAACCGCAAAGGCGGUGCGUAAACCUACUUCCGAUGAGCGUGACGAGAGCUCGUCCGAAGAAAAUUAUCCCGAACCGUUCAAAAAGCUGCUGAAAGCAAAGCUGAUUGAUAAUAAACUGAAAAAUACCUAUGUUAAAAAGUUGGAGGAUACGCCGGAAAAGAACGGACGGGGUGGCACCAGAACCCAUUCGACCACGGAGCAAUCGGCAAAGAUAUCGAGAACUUUGGUGCGAAAACCGACAACCACGGAGGCAACGGUUAAAAUUUCCAGACGAGUUAUUCAAGAGACUGCUCAACAAGGGGACAAUGCAGGAGAAAACGUUAGUGCGCGCAAUUCCCGGGAACGAUCGCCGCCAACAAAAUCAUCCGAACAAACGUAUAGGAGUUCGCGAUUCUCUGUUGAAAAGUCCUCAUCUACUGAAGCCGUUGUGGAAACGUUCCGCACCUCGAAGGAGAGCAAUGAAUCGGCUCAAUCUGGUGAACGGUUGACCUCUGCCAGGCAGAUCAGAACACGUUCGCGGUACACGGAGAGGAGCCAGCAGUCGUCUGAAGAAAAGAUAAAGUCCACAGUGCAGUCCUCUAAAGAAGUAGCUAGCUCGGGAGCUCUGGAAAGUGCGAGAUAUUCAAAAGAAAAUGGUACCAACGUAACCUCCGCAGAACGUCUCCAAUCGGUGGUGCAAGAGGGGCGUAAAAAUACCGACAUUCGUUUCCGUGUGAAGGUGCUAAGUACCACCACGCCUGGGCCAACGACUACUGUAAAGCUCAUCACACCCAGACCUGUCCGGACGUACACGAGAAGACAGAACACCCUCAGCUAUCUAACGUCGACGACGACGGAACCGACCACCACCACCAGGAAGCCGUUUUCGCCGGCACCUAGAAACAGUUCCGUGGUGCAACGGAAACCACCUACCCCGGUUGCCGACACGAAGAUAGGAGAGGUGACAAAGGUAACUGCUGAACCAGCACAAAAACCCCAAAGGCCAACACUGUCGCCACGAUCGUCCGCCGGCACCCGGCAGCCAACCACCAUCGCGAGAAAGGCGCCUGCGUCCUACACGCGUCAAACGAACCCGCCAAAGCCUAAAGCCGAUCCUGAGGACGGUCCAAGGAAGAUAUCACUGCUGUACACGGAUCCGCUGCAGUAUUUACGCAGAUCCACGCCAAGCCCAGCUUCUGAGACAACGACGGCUGUCGCAGAGGAUAAUGAAAAUCUUGUUGAGCUGCCUGUGAAAAAACUGUUCCGUGGGGCGCAAACGAGGAAAUCACUGCCCUCCCGGGUUGGCAAUGGAGAAGCAAAAACGACCAUUCGUCCACCACAGACAAGCAAACCAUUCGCGAAUGCUGCCCUCAAACGACCACCAUCCUUCUCGGCAGCAGGCCGCGGAAACAAGAAAGCAGCCGUUUAUACGCCAACGAUUCCAACAUUUACGACACAAUCGACGGUAAUGGUUUCACCUGAUGGCCACACUAUUCAAAAGCCCGCUAACUCCAGCACAAAACAGCCAAGCCGCCUCGCUAGUCUUUCUUCCCUCUCCUCCACCGCUGCACUUGCUAACGAAAUCGGUCUGGACGAUGGUGACGAGCGAGCGGUGGCCACUCCCGAGGUGGACGAGGGCGGCGGUCCCGAAGAAAGCGAGGACUACAGCGAGAACGAGCUGGAACCGGGCGAGGUCCAGCGGGCGGUAUCCACCAGCCGGCAGGACGCCAAUGUGGUGGCCAUCGGCCAUGCCCCGACGGCGAAAGAGGGUGGCUCGGAGACGCAAGUCGACCCCAUCUCGUCCGGCUUGACACAGAGCCGCAUCGACGUGGACACGCCGGGACAUCGCGCGCAAGCGGUCACCGUGUCGAUAUUCAGCGCCCUCUCCGAGAUUCUUUCGCAGCCAACCGAAAGUUUACAAUUAUUGUCCUCCAGCACCGAUGCACCCUCUUCUACCGUGUCUUCAACUUCAACGAGCACCCCUUCGACCACAACUUCCACUACAACCACAACUACUACUACCACCACCACCACCACCACUACCACCACUACGACUACUACACCGCCACCACCACCUCCACCGCUUCCAUCACCAGAAUCGUCUCUAUUUCCUAGCAAAUCCAACGACAAGGUACUGGAACUGCUGGGCAACAGUUCUGCCCCCCCUUCCGACGCGUUGCCCCCGCGCGUGGGCGAUGCGUUUGUACAUAAUAGCUAUGAGGAUCCCGCUGAUAACACGAUUGUAAAUAAACCCGACCUAACCACUGCAAGCACCCGGAUCGCGGAGGGGAUGGUGACGAUUAGGCCGGCCCCGUUGGCAGACUCUGCUGAAAUUGCGUCGACGCCAACGUUCGAUGCUUGGGACAGUCGCCAAAAUAGUGCCGACAGUGGAAACGAUAUCGAAAACCGUAUUCUCUCGGACACUGACGAACCACCGUCGACGGAUCGGUUCCUCGACGUAGAUCUAGAUGCUGAUGAUGAUGUCGUUCCUUUGUCCACCACACAGAGCCCGCUGGUAACUGCGGCUGAAUCGACGGCGACGGCGACGGCGACGGCGACUGCGACUGCAACUACUACUACUUCCGCUACUUCUACUACCAUUACUACCACCGCUUCCCCAGCGAGCAUGCUUCUGAGUAAAGCCACUACUACCGAUCCGCAAGCACAAUCCGAGCGCGUGUUUAUUGUUACAGCUUCCAACAAUAAUGAUGCGAUACUAAUCGAUAGCGCUACUACCAUUGCUUCUACCUCCGUGCCUUCCGAAGUGACGACCGAAGUACCUUUGAUUCCCUCGCCAUAUACCUCCGUCCCUCCAAGUCCCCGCUAUACACUUUAUCCCUUCGAAAGCCCAUCUUCCAUCCCUUCUGAGCCGACGGUUUCAACUACAACGGCAAUGCUGGGCGCGGCGCCGAAUGAUUCCACCCAUACACUCAGUAUGGCACCGACCGAAAGCUCGGACGAGUUCGUAGACUCUGCUUCAACAACGGUCGCUUACACUAACCAUCAGUCUACAAUAUCCGACGACAGGGGCGACACCGUCCUAGAACAUUCCUCAUCCUUCACCGACUUUGCAACCGAUUCGCCCGAGCUCACGAUCACCAACAGAACACCUCCAUCCAUCACCUUCUCCACCAUCACGAUCGCUUCCACCACUGAUCGGGAACAGACGACCUCCACCGCAUACGUUACGUCAGCACCAAUGACCGUAAGUAGGACACACCACCCAUUCCCAACCGUUUCCGAUGUCACCACUCGCCAGUCUCCUUCCGCUCUGCCGGCUCGGCUCGGUUCCGCUAAAUCUCCCGAAACUACCGACGACGAGUACCGUCCGAGAUUCCAAGUGCGUUUGCCGGCCUUGCCCAUUGGUUUCCAUGCGUCUGCCCCUGUCACCUCGCCGGGUCACACACUCUUCCCUGUCACCCCGGUGGCGGUUGUGGCCAAGAGUCUAUCUAGCACUACUACCACCAGCACCACCUCUACAGCACCUACUGUGCGAAGGACUACUGCUCCUGCGACUACCAGCGAAACGCCUAGGUCACCACCACGAUCGCGUGGCAUUGUGGUAUACGGUAUCCUUCCAAAUAACACCGUCAUACGGCGUGUAAUUGGGGGGGAGGAUGAGUACGUGCAGACGACCACGGAAAAUGUGCGAGUCGUGUACGGGAUCUUCCCGAACGGCACCGUGGUGCGACGCUACCCCAACGGUACGAUUGUGCCGGAGGUGAAACGUCGCCAAGCUCUGGUUGAAGUCACCAACAUUGACCCGCGCGAGCUACGCAACCCCAACAGUGCGAUCUAUCACACGACGGAAGCACCGCUAGUGUACCGAGCACCACCGAGAACUAGCUCUUCUAGCAGCACUAGCACUACUAGCACUACCACUACUACUACUACCACCAAUGCCAUUGGCAUGUCCACCGGAGAGAAGAGACCCGUUGCCCAUAGUACCACCACCACUGCUCUACCUCCUAGUAUCACUAUCUCACCCACAAUGAACCAACCUACGGGUACAACGACUAUUAUUGAAAUACUGCGCAAGUACAACGAGGAGAAUCAGUUGGAUGCUAAGGUGAAGUCGGAUAAUGUGUUCAGUUUGGCAUCGGCCAAGGUGAAGCAGCCUAUACGUACUACGAGUGUAGUAAGCACUACAACGACCACCGCAUUAGUUGAGGAUGGCAUAAUCGAUAAAAGUCGAGAGGAUGUUCGCGUUGCUCGUCCCAAUGCACCCGAUUUGGUGUAUCGCUGGAGACCGCCGGCGACAGCAAGCUCGACGGAGAGUGUUGAAAAUGGUGUUGAGCUGCCUUCCACCAGUGAACCCAAAUAUACGACGGCAGCCGCUACCCCGAGCGUUUCCGAAAACACGGUGCCGGAUAUGACCGGCGUAGGUAAAGGUGGGCGUGUGGAUGUGGAUAGCAGCGAGGUGCCAUUUGGAGGAUCCACCCAGGAGUCAUCCGAUUCGGCUGAGAACACCGUGAACGAUGGGCUGGUGUUAAAGGGCAGCAUUGGAAAUAUAUUACAGGACAGCAGAAGAAUAAUUCCUCUGCCUGAACUACCAUUUUCAUCGACGGCACAAACUGUCGAAGUUUCCACAGUAACCACAGCAACUGCUAAGGAACCAGUGACAGAUUUGACCAUUUUGAAAAAUUCAACCCCUGUGGAAACUACCUCUAGUACAACUACAACAACGCCUAGGAUAACAACCACAACAUCCACAACCACUCCUAGGACAACAAGAACAACUACAACAACUCCUAGGACAACCACAACUCCUAGGAUAACCACAAAAACUCCUAGAACAACCACAACUCCGUAUACAACUAGUACUACCACAACAACCCCGAAGCCAAAAACGACAACUACAACAGUGCGACCAACCACGACAACAACAACCAGUCGUCCAACAACCACUAGAAGCUACUCUACAACUACACAAAGAACACGCACCACAACGUACUCGGAUACGGAAGAUUUGGCAUUCCUGCGUCAAUUAGCGAGAUUUUUGAACGGAGGACAACUACCAAACAACAAUGCUCGCAAAACAACGAGAAAACCUACCCCAACUACAUCCACUUCUACAACGCCGCGGCCAACGACAACGAUACCAACCACUACGACUACCUCUACCACCACUACGACCACUACUACUUCCACAACCACUACUACCACUCCAAGACCGACGACAACGCCUAGCUUAAGUACGGUUAUCGUGGACAAGGAUGAUCCUGCCUUCCUGAAUGAUGUGCGCAAAUUGCCAAACUUUGCCACUCCGAAUCCGCUCGUCGACACGCCACUGGCGAACCGUAUCCUUCAGCUGGCCAUACAACGUGAUCCCAAGAGCAUCGCUCGACUGCCGUUGGCGACGGGCAAUGAGUCGCCUUCGUUCGAUAAGACGCCAACCGAAAGCCAGGUGAAGGAAAUACCGAAGCCUACUGCAACGACUCUGUCGCCGGAGGAGAUUGAGAAAACCAAGAAACAGUUGGAUCGCGAGUUGCAGCAGUACAACAAUGACUUGAAACUGCUCUCGAACCUGCUCGGAAGACCUAUUUCCGCAAAGGAAUUACCGAAUCUAACUAAGCAACUUGGUGGUGGUGGUGCGGGUGGUGGAGUUGGAGGAGGAGGCUCCAGUGUGUUUCUCGGGAAUGUACCGGCGACGGUAAGGGCGACUACUACGACCACUACGACCACGACACGUAGACCUAGCGCGACUGCGGACGGGGAGCUGCUGAAGCAGUUACUACUUACACAGCAGCAGCAACACAACAGCAGUCCGGCAGUUAUCGAGCGGCCAGAAUUUUACGGAAAAACUAACGAAGCGAUUUUGGCCGCCGUACUAAAGCAGCGUGGGAUAGGGCCAACGAACACGAACGGCAACAUCGAGGAUAUUUUGGCGCAGAUUUCACCCGGUGCUCGGACGUCAACGUUGCCCCCCAUUGUGAUAACGACGCCACGGCCAACGCCGAGACGAGUGCGACCUCCGCAGCCACCACCACUGCGCUCCCAGAGUCCCAUCCUGGACGGCUUGAGCUGGUUGUGGCGUGAAUGGCAGGCGACGGCACCGCAACCUCGCAAUCGAGUUCCCAGUGGGGGAGCCAACCCAGCCAGCCUAAAUGCGGGAACUUUUGGAUUAAGUGGUGGUGGGGGGCUGGGCGGGGGUGUCCGUACUGCGUCUCUUACACAGUCCUAUCGUGACGAGGGGCUCGAUCCAGAUGCGAAACCAAUCAACCCCAGCGUUACCGAAGAGGCUCCGUCGCUGUUCGGUGGGUUUGGCAUCAAUCCCGAUGGACAACUGUUGAAUGCAGCAAUCGGUGUGACUCGUGCCGUUUCACAGUUCCUAGGCGUAGCGCUACAGGGAGCCGCCAAAUCUUUCACCUCCGCCUUUCGUCCUCCGGCAGGCGCCACCGAGCCGACGGACGACCUUAGCUACCUACGGUACAGCGGAAGAUAA